AUGAGGACAGAGAACCAGAGCAGCCUGUCUGAGUUCCUCCUCCUGGGGCUCCCCAUCCGGCCAGAGGACCAAGCCACGAUCUCCACCCUGUUCCUGGCCAUGUACCUGACCACAGUGCUGGGGAACCUGCUCGUCAUCCUGCUCAACAGUCUGGACUCCCGCCUCCACACCCCCAUGUACUUCUUCCUCAGCCACUUGGCCUUCUCUGACAUCUCCCUUGCAUCCAUCACUGUUCCCAAAAUGCUGAUGAAUAUUCAGUCUCGGCGACGUUCCAUCUCCUACAAGGGAUGCAUCUCUCAGAUGUAUUUUUUUGUUCUGUUUGGCUGCCUGGACAAUUUCCUUCUCGCAGUGAUGGCCUAUGACAGGUAUGUGGCUGUCUGUCAUCCGCUGCGCUAUAUCACUGUCAUGAGGGAGGAGCUUUGCAUCUGCUUAGUUGCUGGGUCGUGGUUCUUCUGUUGUGUCCAUGCUCUGCUGCACACCCUCCUCUUGAUCCAGCUAUCUCUCUGUGCCAAUAACACUGUGCCCAACUUCUUCUGUGACCUCACUGCCCUCCUGAAGCUGAGCUGCUCAGACAUCUCCCUCAAUAAGCUAGUCAUCUUCACUGAGGGAGGAUUCCUUUUCAUCCUGCCUCUGAGUACCAUCCUGGGCUCUUACAUUCACAUAGGGAGCACUGCCUUGAGGGCCCCCUCCACAAAGAGAUUCUUGAAAACCUUUUCUACCUGUGGCUCCCAUCUCCUUGUGGUGUCUUUGUUCUACGGGACACUUGCGGGUGUUUAUUUUUUCUCUUCAUUCCAGAACUCCAGCGACAAAGACAUAGUUGCUUCUGUUAUUUAUACAGUAGUCACACCCUUGCUGAACCCUUUCAUCUACAGCCUGAGGAACAGAGAUAUAAAACAGGCUCUAGAAACAGUUGUCUCUAGGGCCAACUUCUUUAAGUGA
This is a messenger RNA of Meriones unguiculatus (Mongolian gerbil), 939 nucleotides long. Its product is annotated as olfactory receptor 1J4-like. Bases 1 to 939 code for a protein of 312 amino acids. Gene Ontology annotation, cellular component: membrane. The record is from RefSeq and is a predicted model, not a curated record. Gene Ontology annotation, molecular function: G protein-coupled receptor activity; olfactory receptor activity. Gene Ontology annotation, biological process: G protein-coupled receptor signaling pathway. The transcript has a single exon. Lineage: Eukaryota; Metazoa; Chordata; Mammalia; Rodentia; Muridae.